Schizosaccharomyces cryophilus OY26 is the source of this 546-nucleotide messenger RNA. Its product is annotated as leydig cell tumor protein. The transcript has 3 exons. Lineage: Eukaryota; Fungi; Ascomycota; Schizosaccharomycetes; Schizosaccharomycetales; Schizosaccharomycetaceae. Bases 88 to 369 code for a protein of 93 amino acids. The record is from RefSeq and is a predicted model, not a curated record.
GUAUUCUUGAUUGUUACUUGGUAACUGUUACUCCUGUAAAUAUAGAUGGCAAAACUUUUCUCGUAUGUGAAUUAAUCCAAUUACAAUAUGCCUCAAGGAGAAAUCAAGAAAAAAGGUCCAAAGAAUACUAAGAAUGCACACAAAAUUUCUAAACAGAAGAAAAAUGUAAAGAAAGGAGCCCGUUAUUAUGCUCCUAGAAAAGCUGCUGCAGUUAAAGAUCAUAUUGCCAAUGAGGGUAUUAGCAAGACUAUCAAUUCUCGCAAUGAACGCAUGGCUGCAGGACUUGCCAGUCAACAGAUGGGAAAAUUAACAGUUACCAAAAGCUUGGGAGAUGCUGCUGUUCAAGAGUUAAAAGAGCAGAAGCAUUAAUGAGCUGUUUCAACAAUGUUUACAAAAGGUUUUUGGGACUGGUAUAUGGUAAUAAAUUAUUGAUUUCAUAUUUCGGUAUUAUUUAAACAAUCUGCCAAAGGAGAAAAUACAUAUAUUUCUUGGAAGGACAACUAUGUACAUGAUUCACCAAAUAUAUAAUAAUAAUAACAAAUAAAA